GGUGUAUUUUAAUUUAGUUUAAUUACUUCACAACAAUUGGCUGUUUUUCUCCAGAAGAACACUAAAGACAAAAAUUAAACCCUCACACUCACAGAGACCGGAGAAGAAGCAGAGAGAAAGAGAGAGAGAGAGAUUCACCGGUGAUAACAUUGAAGCAGAAAGAUUCUCCGGUGAUAACAUUGAAGCUGAGGAGCAAUGUAUCCGACUGGUCAACAGAUUUCGUUUCAGACCACUCCGUUGAAUGUUCAAGAUCCAACAAGGAUGAUGAAUUUGGAUCAAUCUUCACCAGUUGCAAGAAAUGAAACUCAGAAUGGAGGAGGCAUUGCUCACGCUGAGUUUGCUAUGUUCAAUUCCAAGAGGCUUGAAUCUGAUCUUGAAGCUAUGGGUAACAAAAUCAAACAGCAUGAGGAUAAUCUCAAGUUUCUCAAGUCUCAGAAAAACAAAAUGGAUGAAGCUAUCGUCGACUUGCAAGUUCAUAUGAGUAAGCUUAACUCGUCUCCUACUCCUAGAAGUGAAAACUCUGAUAACAGUCUUCAGGGUGAAGAUAUCAAUGCACAGAUCCUUCGCCACGAAAACUCAGCUGCUGGAGUUUUAAGUCUGGUUGAGACUCUUCAUGGUGCUCAAGCUUCUCAGUUGAUGUUGACAAAAGGUGUUGUUGGUGUUGUAGCGAAACUUGGGAAGGUCAAUGAUGAAAAUCUCAGCCAGAUUUUGUCGAAUUAUUUGGGGACUCGCUCAAUGUUGGCAGUUGUAUGCAGGAAUUAUGAAAGUGUUACGGCUUUAGAGGCUUAUGAUAACCAUGGCAACAUUGAUAUAAAUGCUGGCCUUCAUUGCCUUGGCUCUUCGAUUGGAAGAGAGAUUGGAGACAGUUUUGAUGCCAUCUGCCUUGAAAACCUGAGGCCGUAUGUUGGUCAGCACAUAGCUGAUGAUCUGCAAAGAAGGCUUGAUCUUCUGAAACCAAAAUUACCUAAUGGUGAGUGUCCUCCCGGGUUUCUCGGAUUUGCAGUGAAUAUGAUACAGAUCGAUCCAGCUUACUUGCUCUGUGUCACAUCAUAUGGAUAUGGUCUUCGUGAGACCUUGUUCUACAAUCUAUUCUCUCGCCUUCAAGUUUACAAAACAAGGGCCGAUAUGAUUAGUGCCCUCCCAUGCAUAAGUGAUGGUGCGGUAUCUUUGGAUGGAGGAAUCAUCAGGAAAACGGGGAUCUUCAAUCUUGGAAACCGUGAUGAGGUGAACGUGAGAUUUGCAAAGCCAACUGCUUCUCGCACGAUGGACAACUAUAGUGAGGCGGAGAAGAAAAUGAAAGAGCUGAAAUGGAAAAAGGAGAAAACGCUGGAGGACAUUAAGCGGGAGCAAGUGCUCCGUGAGCAUGCCGUCUUCAACUUUGGCAAGAAGAAAGAAGAAUUUGUUCGAUGCUUGGCUCAGAGUUCAUGCACUAAUCAGCCAAUGAACACACCCAGAUGAAAAAAAAGCAAGCAAAGAAGCAUAGAGCUCGGAGUUACAGUGACCCUUGCUUCUAUAGGAAGCCUAUUUUGACUAUAAGUAGGAAGCCUAUUUUGACUAUAAGAACUUGUUUCCAGCUAAGUUUUUGAUAGAUUGCUUCCAUGGAAUGCAUCUUAUCAGAUAUACUAGAUUUUAAUAAAUUUCCUUGAAGGGUAGUAGAUCGGUUAGUUUUGGUUAUGCUGUUUCCAAUCUCUGUCUGUUUUGCUUUUGACUUGACCAGUUUGCUGUGUACAUAAUCAAUCUUCUAGGCUUUCUAAUCAGAUGCUCAGUUUCUAUUGCUUCAUGUAGUUGGAAUACAGUCUUUCCUCACUUCAAAUCUUUGUCCCAAAUGGAUAAGAUUUACAAUUUCUUGUUACGUAUAUAAUGCACCAAAUUGAGUAAUAAAGAAAUGAUUACAUAGACCAUCCACUAAAACAAAUGUUCUACAUAGCAUGUUAAUUUGAAAUCAAAAGCAAACAUGGAAAAAAGAUUUUGCAAACACCUGCAUUAUAGCAAAAGAUUAAUCAUAGCUUAUUGUCCCAAACAAAUCCCUAAUUACAUAAAAGUUGAAUGAUAAGAAGAUAACUAGAGUCUAAUGAAUUCAAGGAAAAAAAUAAGAUCAGCAGGACGGUGGAUCCUGACCAUUGGAUCCACCUGCUUCUACUCCUUUAGCCAUCUCCACCACAUCGGCUUCUUCAACACCACCAGCUUCGUUUUCCCAAAGCAGUUUUGCGGUUUCUUUCUUUUCUUCCACUGCUUUUGGAGGAAUUAAUGCAGCUAUGUUAAUACUUUGAGCCUUCUUCUUCUCUUCUGCAUCUGCUAACUCUUUCGCCUUUGCCUCUGCUUUCAAUCUCUCUUUCUCUUCCAUUAGUUUCUCCAGAUCUCCCUCUCUUCCUCCUUUCCUCAGUUCUUCUUUCACAAACUCUUGCAGUUCCUCACUCACUCUUACCGUGUCAUCAUCCAGCAUCUCAUCCACAAUCUUGAGCAUCUCGUCGAGUCUACCAGCUUCACUUAACGCCCUCAUGAUGAAUUUGUAAGCCUCAUCGUCCAUCUUGAGUUUGCUCACCAUCAUAUCGAAGAAAGAUUUUGCAUCGUCGAGUUUCCCAGCUUUGAUCAACUGAUCUUGCAAACGGUUAUACACAGCCAAAUUUGGUCUUAGAUUAGACUCAACCAUUGUUUUGUAAUACGCAGCUCCUUCAUCUAUCUUACCUUCCUUGAAACAAGUAUCCAUUAACAAACCAUAUGUGUACUCAUCAGGCUUCACAUUUUUCUCUUCCAUUUCACCAUAAAGCUUCUCAGCCUCAGCCAACAACUCGUUGUCACACAGCUGAUUCAUCAGAUUGUUGAACGAUAAAGUAUCAGGACUACACUUAAAAUCACCCAUUUGCCUAAAAACCUCCAUAGCUUCCUCAAACUUUCCUCCAGCACAGUACCCAUUAACCAUCACAUUAAAAGUUCCCAAAUUUACAGCCAAAUGCCUCGGUGGAUUAUGUUCCUUUUUCACCGCAUCAAACAACUUCAAAGCCUCAUCAAACUUCCCAUUCUCACUCAAAGCCUCCAGCACAUAAUUAUAAGCCAUAGCACUCAUCCUAACCUUUGAAUUCUCUCCAACAGCUUCCUCAUAACACUCCAUAGCCUCUUUCUCCAUCUCCUUCAUGAAAUACCCCUUCAUCAAUUGCCCAUAAACCACACCAUCAUCAACAAACCCACCAAGCUUCUCCUUUAACUCCUGAUAAAGCUUUAACACACCAUCAGCAUCAGAAUUCUUCACACACCCCAUCAUUAGAUAACUAUAAACAACAGGAUCCACCACAAAACCUUUAACAGCCAUAUCCUCUUUAAUCUCCAUUGCUUUCUCAAGAUUGUCAUUACUAACUAAACCCUUAACUAAAAUCCUAAAAGUAGCAAUAGAAGGAUUCAAUGGAGCAUUAUCUAUAAACAACUUGUAAUGCUCCAACGCAAUUUCAGGUUUCCUUACAUCAAGAUAAGCCUGGAAUAUCAAAUUGUAUGUGAUGAUAUUAGGUGCAAUACCAGCUUGAUUAAUGAAUCCAUGCAAUUGCAGAAGCGCUCCAUACUUAGCUUGUCGAAGCUGCGCCGCUAAAACAGUAUUCACAGUGAAAAUCGUGGGACGGCAAUUCGAAUACACAGAGUGACGAGUGUACAGAGCAGCUUCUUCUAAAUCAUUCUCUCGGAUCAAUUUCAGGAUAUGAUUAUGAAGAUCGAGACGUUUCCCAACGAGAGCAGAGACAGAUUCAGGUAAUUUCGGGAUAUUAGGGUUUUGAAUUGGUCGAGGGAUUUGAGAUUGUUGUUGCUGAGAUCUGUUGAAUGAAUUAACCGGUGGCUCCAUACGAAGACGACGCUUACGACGGCGACGUUCAGCGGCGGCUUCUUCCUGAGUCGCGAAUGACAUGUAUCGGACGGCGAGAAAUGGCUGCGGCAGAACACGGUGGCGGUAGGAUCUUGAUAGUGUUUGAAGGUGGUUUAAAAAGGCGGCUUUAGAAAUCGACAUGGUUGAAAUGUUUGAGAUUUUCUGAGUGGAAAAAUGAUUCCUUUCAGAGGAAAUGAGAGAGAUAAGGGUUCUUGUUAGGGUUUUAGGAGUUUGGAGAUGAUGAUGAUGAGGUUUAGGGAUUGUUUG
Molecule: messenger RNA, 4111 nt
Organism: Arabidopsis thaliana (thale cress)
Lineage: Eukaryota; Viridiplantae; Streptophyta; Magnoliopsida; Brassicales; Brassicaceae
Gene: DMS3
Product: defective in meristem silencing 3
Exons: 7
Coding region: 196-1458 (420 amino acids)
Cellular component (GO): nucleus
Source: RefSeq, marked reviewed